CGGAAGUGACGCAAGGAGGAGCGCGCCCGGUCCGACGAGCGCGAUGGCUCCUCAGAAACCCCGCAUGGAGUUUCACCCCAAGCGGCCGUGGGGCCCUGGGAAAGCGGAGAAAGCGGUAGCGGAGGCCGAGGACGGGGAGGAAGAUGACGGGGAGGACGGAGAUGAGGACGGCUUCACACUGGACGAGGUGCUGCGGCUCGGAGGCACCAAGCAAGAUUAUCUUAUGCUGGCAACUUUGGAUGAGAAUGAGGAACUUGUGGAUGGAGGCAAAAAAGAAAUGAUUGAUGACCUUCAGCAGGGUGAACUAGAAGCAUUUAUCAAAAAUCUGGGUGUAUCCAACUAUUCAAAGGAUUUCCUGUUGGAAGAGGAUAAGGAGCCAGCAGGAAACAAAGCCAAUGAUAAAGAAACUAAAAUAUCUAAAAUAGAAAAGAAAAAAGAGACCCCAGCAGAAAACAAAAAGGCACCAGCUAAUAAGGACAAAAAGAGUUUGAAGAAGCAAGCACAAGUCAUUGAUGAAGACGGUAAUACUAAACCAGCUGUGAAGAAAGAUAAACAACAAGACAUCUUUGAGUUUUAUGCUAGACCAACACUACUGAUUAAACCUGGGGGGAAAUGGUAUGAUCUGGAGUAUACCAACGAAUAUUCCUUAGAACCUCAGUCCCAAGUUGUUGUAUCCCAGUACAAAGCUUUGGCUCAGAAAUUAUAUCAACAUGAAAUCGACUUAUUUAGGAGCAAGACAAGUAAUCAGAAGGGUGGCUCCUCUUCUACAUGGAUGAAAGCUAUAGUGUCAUCUGGGACCCUGGGUGACAGGCUGGCUGCCAUGAUCCUCCUUAUUCAAGAUGAUGCCAUCCAUACACUCCAGUUUGUGGAGACCUUGGUGAACCUUAUCCAAAAAAAGGGUAGCAAAGGGCAAAGUCUAAUGGCUUUAGAUACUUUUAAAGAACUUCUCAUUACAGACCUUUUGCCAGACAAUCGUAAACUACGAACUUUUAACCAGCAUCCUUUCAACAAACUAGAGAAACUCUCAAGUGGCAAUAGGGACACAAGAGAUAGGCGAUUGGUAUUAUGGUAUUUUGAACAUCAGCUCAAACACUUAGUGGCUGAGUUUGUGCAAGUUUUAGAAACUUUAGGUCACGAUUCACUAGUUGCAACUAAAACUCAAGCGCUUAGAGUGGCUCAUGAGAUUCUCUCCAAUAAGCCUGAGGAAGAAAAAGCCUUUCUUGUACAGCUGGUAAAUAAACUUGGAGAUCCCCAGAACCGAAUAGCCACCAAAGCCUCCCAUCUGCUAGAGACUUUACUUCAUAAACAUCCAAACAUGAAAGGAGUUGUGUGUAGUGAAAUUGAGAGACUAAUCUAUCGGUCAAAUAUUAGUUCCAAAGCCCAAUACUAUGCCAUUUGUUUCUUAAAUCAAAUAGUACUUUCACAUGAUGAAAGUACAUUGGCUAACAAACUAAUAACUCUUUAUUUUUGCUUUUUUCGGACUUGUAUCAAGAAAAAUGAUAUUGAGUCUAAAAUGCUUAGUGCCCUUUUAACUGGAGUAAAUAGAGCUUACCCAUAUGCUGAAAUCAGUGAUGAAAAGGUGAAAGAACAACUGGAUACACUAUUCAGAGUGUUACAUCUUGUGAAUUUUAAUACCAGUGUUCAAGCCUUGAUGUUGCUUUUCCAAGUAAUGGAUUCUCAUCAGACGAUAUCAAACCGAUAUUAUGCAGCCUUAUACAAGAAGCUGUUAGAUCCAGGUUUGAUGUUAUGUUCCAAGCAGUCUAUGUUUCUUAAUCUUGUCUACAAAUCUCUGAAAAGUGACACCGUUUUACGUCGGGUGAAGGCAUUUGUGAAGAGACUGCUCCAAGUCACUUGUGGACAGAUGCCACCAUUCAUAUGUGGAGCGCUAUACCUUGUGUCUGAGAUCCUUAAAGUAAAACCAGCAUUACGAACUCAACUGCACGAGCAUCUGGAAUCUGAUGAAGAAGAAAAUUUUCUGGACUUAGAUGAAGAUGAUGGUACCGAAAAAUUUACAGAUGCUGAUAAAGAAAUGGAAACAAAUGCAGAUGAAGAAAUAGACAAGGAUGAGAGUACAACUGGAAGUCUUGAAGAGGCAGAAAAAUCAGGUUCUGCUUCAUGGGUUCAUCUUAAGAAUUUGGAGGGUGGAAAAAACUUAAAUACCUAUGAUCCAUUGAAUCGAAACCCUUUGUUCUGUGGAGCGGAUAAUACAAGUCUUUGGGAACUCCGAAAGCUUUCUGAACAUUUUCACCCAUCUGUGGCCCUUUUUGCGAAAACUAUUUUACAGGGGGAUUAUAUUCAAUAUUCGGGAGAUCCAUUACAGGAUUUUACACUAAUGAGAUUUUUGGAUCGAUUUGUAUACAGGAAUCCAAAGCAACAUAAGGGGAAAGAGAACACAGACAGUGUGGUGAUGCAGCCAAAGAGGAAACAUUUCAUGAAUGAUUUGCGGAAUCUUGCUGUGAACAGUAAGGAAUUCCUUGCAAAAGAAGAAAGCCAAAUACCAGUGGAUGAAAUUUUUUUCUAUAGGUAUUACAAGAAAGUUGACAAAGAAAAACAUAAACGUCAAAUAUCUUCAGAUGAUGAAAGUGUAGAAGAUGUAGAUGAUGAAGAAUUUGAGAAGAUUCUUGACACAGUUGAAGGUGAUAAUUACUUCAGUGCUGCUGGAAAGGAUGACCUCAAUUUUGCUGGUAAUGUAAAAAAGAAAACCAAAGGGACUAAAAAUACCCAAGGGGAUGAGGAAUCAGACUUGGAAGGUAGUGAUGACGAGGACUUCAAUGAUUUGGACGAUGAAGAGAUCUCCUUGGGCAGUAUGGAUGAAGAACUGGAGGAAAUUGAUGAGGAUGGAGGUACUUUCAUGGAUGUGCUGGAUGAAGAAAGUGAAAGCAUUCCAGAACUAGAAGAUGAAGUCAGCACCAAGGUCAGCAUUAAAAAAGGCAAACGGAAAAAAGCAGAUGGUGUUGACUUUGCUGCAUCACUUCAAGGCCCAAGGCAGAAAAAGAAGCGCUCUUUCAAUGACUCCAGUUUAUUUGUAUCUGCUGAAGAGUUUGGCCAGCUGCUGGAUGAAAAUGUUGGCUCCAAGUUUGAUAAUAUUGGUAUGAAUGCCAUGGCCAACAGAGAUAAUGCAAGUAUCAAACAACUUCAGUGGGAGGCCGAACGAGAUGACUGGCUUCAUGACAGAGAUGUGAAGAGUCUUAUCCGGAAGAAGAAACAUUUCAAACACAGUGGUCCAAAAAACAUACACAAGAAGAAAAGGCCAAGGAAAUGAAUGGUUUUUAAAGAGCCAAUUAUUUAUCACUUUGAAAUUCAAUUUGUUCGCUCUUAUUCUGUAGCUUUCAGGCUAUUAAUUGAAUUUGUAAUAAACUAUACAUAACAGCA
This is a messenger RNA of Trichosurus vulpecula (common brushtail), 3372 nucleotides long. It is a transcript of the gene CEBPZ, whose product is annotated as CCAAT enhancer binding protein zeta. The record is from RefSeq and is a predicted model, not a curated record. Bases 44 to 3262 code for a protein of 1072 amino acids. Gene Ontology annotation, cellular component: nucleus. NCBI's taxonomy places the organism in Eukaryota, Metazoa, Chordata, Mammalia, Diprotodontia, Phalangeridae. The transcript has 16 exons.